Sodiomyces alkalinus F11 is the source of this 856-nucleotide messenger RNA. RefSeq lists its product as hypothetical. The coding region runs from base 264 to 809 and encodes 181 amino acids. The record is from RefSeq and is a predicted model, not a curated record. NCBI's taxonomy places the organism in Eukaryota, Fungi, Ascomycota, Sordariomycetes, Glomerellales, Plectosphaerellaceae. The transcript has a single exon.
UAAGCAUCUCAUCCACUCCCCAGUUUCGGAGAUGCAUGCUGGAAAGAGACAUACCUCAUUGGGAGGAGGGAAGCGCUCCCUCACCCAACCCGACUCCUUCUCCAAAAUCUCACGAUGCAGAUGCAUCGAGUCGUACCCCUUCUCCGGCGACGUCGUCUUUAGAAUUAUGUCGCCAGUGUGAGUGUUGGACAGGAGGCUAAUUUGCAAAAAGACAGGCGUCAGCACACUCGCUAUUGAGCUCACAGGCAGGCAUCCAAAAGGACAUGGAUGAGUUGAGGCAAGGCAAAAACCAACCCAAGGGGCCAGCCAAGCCUAGUAUAACGACAGCAGGAGGACACGAAAUGAACAACUUACUAUUUUCCUCGCUGGCACGAUCUAGCAGACUCCACCUGCUGCUUCACGAUGGCGAGCCGCUCCUCGUAGGUGAGACCCGAAGGAUGAGGCGUGCCGUCCUUGGGGUCGGGGUCGGCCGAGUAGAUGAAGCCCCCCUCGUGAAUGGGACCUUCAUAUACUGUCUUGGCCUUGCCCUUGCCCUUGGCAUCGGCCUUCUCCUCCUGGUGCCCACCCUCGCCAUUGCCGCCGCCGUCCUCGUCCGACUCUUCAGGAGAAGAGUCCGACUCGGGCCCGGGGGCGGAGUUGGCGUCGUCGGCGCCGGCGGACUUGACGACGGAGAGUUGUUCAACAGCCUCCGCGACCUCGUCUACAGCUUUGGAAGCCGUAGACUCGGCCGAGAGCGACUCACCAUCUGGAAUCGCAGGGGUCAUGGCGGUGGUGGUGUUGGUGGCCGCGGUGUUGCGAGCCUCCGCUGACAUUUUGGGGGUUUUGUCGGUUGUUGUAAUUUUGUCAAUAAAGAAGA